Messenger RNA from Physcomitrium patens, 1853 nucleotides. RefSeq names its product GDSL esterase/lipase At2g04570. NCBI's taxonomy places the organism in Eukaryota, Viridiplantae, Streptophyta, Bryopsida, Funariales, Funariaceae. The record is from RefSeq and is a predicted model, not a curated record.
CACUAUGUGGUGUUCGUCGUUCCACGACCUGUGUAAUCAUUUCGAGUUCGAUGGCAGAAACGACAGAGAGCAAGAAGAUUGCAUUUCUCCUGUAUAAACUUCUGUGUUCCAUGCUUACUGCAAGGUUUUGGUGGAAGGCCUGCAUUAGAAACUUAUUUUGUGUUUCAGCAACUUCUAUCUGUGCCAGUCGAACCUUCACAAUAAUGGAUAGUGGCGUCUGUCAAGGUGACAGGCAUACCAUGGAAUUGUUCUACACUCUCACUUCAAAACCUGCACAUCAAGACGGUAUCAGAUUGACAAAUUCCUCCAUACCGCACUGCCAGGCGCUCCAGACUCCUGAAACCGUGGAAUAAUUGUGUUAUACUCGAUACAAAUCUGCAAGGCUAUUAAUACUCUCCAGAAGAACUCACAGCCUUAUGUCGUGGAAGUUGGAACUAGGGUUAUGGUGACAGACUUGGCCACAAUAUGUAUGUGUAUAUAUAUGUGUGUGUGAGUGUGUAUAUGUAUGUAUGUAUAAAGCACUGAUGAACCACGCACUCUUUUUCGUAGUAAGUCACCGUGGACGAGUCACGGACGACGAGGUUUCUAAAGCCCGAUCGCGUUGCAUACUCGUAGCCCUGCAUGUGCUCGUUCAAUCUGUCGCAAAUCUGACAUGAUAUGUUAAGUGACUAGUGUCUGAAUUCUUUCUGAUAGACGGUACGGAUCGUAGACGACUCUAGGGGUGAUGGCGACGUCAUUUGCUGCUAGCUUGGGCUGUUAUGCCUGUGUGCUUGUAAUUCUGAUGACUGUUGCAGAUUGAGGAGUGUUUGGAAUUCGCGACCUAGGAUUCUUGGUGAGCUCAAAAACGGCCGUAAAUAUUUCAUCGGAGAUGUUGGCUCUGAUUCCAGCUCUGGUCAUAUUCGGGGAUUCCACCGUGGAUGCAGGCAACAAUAACUACUUGACAACCAUCGCCACAGCCAACUUCGUGCCUCACGGCGAAAACUUCGAGGGGGUGAGCCCACCGGCUGCUUCUGCAAUGCACUCCUUACACCGGAUUUUAUUGGGUUCAAGUAUGGGAGACAAGGAUGAUGCGGGACAGGUGACCUUGAAUCGGCACAUCUGUGUAACAGAGCUGUGCCAUCUUGCAGCAAUCCGAACGAGCAUCUCUUCUGGGACAGCUUUCAUCCCACUUCCCACUUCCACAGCCAGUUAGCCGACUGCAUGGUCGAUUCAGUAGUACCCAUUCUUCUCGCCCCGCCCACACCCUAGAUUCCCAAACAAACUCUCCAUUUGAGUCGGCAAGCUUGCUAUUUCCCUCAAGUAUUUUGCUGCAAUCUUUUUUCGGCAGCCAUCUGUCCGUGCAGGUGGCCAUCUGCCCAGCUUCAGAGCUUGUGGGUGAUGAUCCAUCUAGUGAGUAGUGAGACGACACUGCAACGUUGACUGGAAGAUGCAUAAUCAGCCACCCCACAGUUAGUUUGUGGACUGAACUACUCCAGGUGUAGAAUCUGUGAACCGCGGCAAUCUCUGGGGAUGGGCUCCUCUAGAUCAACGCAAUUGGCGUUGAAACACUCAGUGAAGUGUUCAUGGCCUCACGGUGACUUCAUGAUAUAGUCAACCUUGUUAGACAGUUACCGAAUCACAUAAGACUGCUCCGUAAAGUCACACCGUUUGGGUGUGACCUUGGAGAAAUAAUUCUACAAAUCCCUGGGUUACACAAGCAUAUUUGUAAUGCUUUAUUUAUUCAGUGUAGUUACGGUUUUUCAGACUUAGAAUGGUAUCAGAGCUGGCGCUGUUCUGCCAAUACAAUUUUAUGUUUUCUAAAUGAUAUAUUUGAAACUUUCUUGUUGGAGUUACUUCAACCAUUGUGACAUCAA